Micropterus dolomieu (smallmouth bass) is the source of this 2881-nucleotide messenger RNA. Its product is annotated as TRAF3-interacting JNK-activating modulator. The transcript is spliced from 14 exons. Bases 158 to 1936 code for a protein of 592 amino acids. NCBI's taxonomy places the organism in Eukaryota, Metazoa, Chordata, Actinopteri, Centrarchiformes, Centrarchidae. The record is from RefSeq and is a predicted model, not a curated record.
GCUCAACAGAAACAGUUACAUGUGAAACACAGAGAAAACCCCCGAACACAACUUCAGAAGAGUGAGAAAAUGGUUGUUUUCUCAACCGCCCAACUUUCCCCCACUGAAUGAGAUGGCAUUGUAGGCUUGAGGCACUCUAAUAGCCAGAGGAGCUGCAAUGGACGCCCUGGCUGGAAUACAGCUCUCCCCCAUGAAAGACUUUGACCAAAAAGUGGAUAUCAGAGCAGAGAAACGUGAACACCUGCGAGGACGUAACAACUUGACUUCAUGUCGCAGCCCUACGAGGGAGUUUGACACAAGACUGAUAAAGAAGGAACUGAAGGAAAAGAGGCAUCUGGAAUUUCUGAGGAGGAGAUCAGUGAGCCCACAGCCACAUGACUUGUCUACAAACCGUUCCUCAAAGAGAAACCAUUUACCAAAGACAUUUUCAAUGCCAUAUAACAGUUCAUUCAGCAAGCUAGAGACACUGCAUACAAAUAUCCAAAAUACUCCCACCGCUAAUGGACAUCGAAAGAUGAUUUUAACACCAAAUAGCAGCAUAACUGAUGGCCCAAGUACCAGCAAAUGGGCUUCAUUAUGGUCAGAACAGGUAACGCUGUUGAGGCAAGAAAAAGGUCAUGAAACGAAGCAAGCAUCUACCUCCACACUGGUGAUAAAUGAAUCAAACCAGCACAGGACAAAAAGCACAGAUAUAAGAGAGAAUAGUAUUAAUGGUCAAAAGACGAGCAUCAAAACAUUCAUCAAAACAGAAAAGAUUCAGCAAAAAUUCUCUGUCCAAACUGAAAAUAUUGUCCAAAAAAAGAUACUGCAAGGGACCAGUGUGCAGACAGAGUCUGGUCUUGUCACUGUCAAGGAGUCAGAUGUUCAGAGAUUAACAGACUACUUGCAGGAGGCCCUGUGGAGAGAGGAGGCUGUGAAGAAGAAGCUGGCAGCCCUCCAGGAGAGUACAUCAAACCUCAUGAACUUCUCGAACACAAUAUGGACAGCUCGCUGCAGUGAAGACCUACUGAGAAACAAGAUCAAGGCUCUGGAGGCACAGCUGCAAGUCUGCCUGCAGAAGUUUCCGAGGGAUGGAGUGAAGAAACUGGUGCUACAGAUGGAGAAGCAGAAACUUAUGUAUGAGGAGAAGGCCCUGGUCACCCUGCAGAAAGCCACACAGGACAAAACGGAGGCGCUCAGCAAGGCUGAGACACUGCAGGAUGCGCUAAUUACAGCAAAGGCAGAUGCCAUGAGGUGGCAGAGCCUUUAUGAGGAGCUGAAGCUGACCUCUGGACAACUCAGGGAGAAUCAUCACCUUAGUAAUGACCAGCUGCAGCAGCUGCACAGCCAAGUGGAGCUGUCCAGAGCCAGAGAGGCCGAGCAGAGAGAGGAGGUGGCGUCAUUAAAACAAGAGAAGAAUGAGCUACAGUACAACAUUUGCCUGCUGGAAGAGGACAACCAGGCGUUAAGAGAGGAAAUCCAGAACCUUAGAGAUUGCAGCAAUGAGAACCAGGACUUCAUGAUGCAGGGGCAUCUGAAAUCAGAGGAAGCAGAGCCGAGACUGUCGGUGAGGAGAGACUCUCAGUUGGAGGAGCAGCUCCAUCACACUCAGGAGAAACUCCGACUCAAAGAGAGAGAGUGCGAGGAGCUGCAGGCAGAGCUGCAUGCUGUCGAGCAGGAGUGUCAGUCCAGCCAGGCCCGGCUGUCGCAGUGCAGGGACGAGCUCCGGCAACUCAGCCACCGCCGCAGGAGGCCGACGCUGUGUGGCUCCUGGUGGAAGGUGUGUGUGUUCUUCCUUCUACUCCUUGCUGUGGCAGGGGUUGCCAUGUUGUGGCUGUGGCAUCCUCCUUUCCGGGAGCAAGCUGAAGACCUGUACUCAGACAUAGAGACACGUAUCGAAGAAUAUCUCAUGAAAAUGGCCUCUCCUCAACACUCAGGCUGUUUUAGGCCAAUAUGAUAAUGUCACUGCUCAAGGAGUAUUAUUUUUGUUGCUUUUGUUUUAAAGAUUCUUUUAGGAUGAAGUCUGUUGAUGGGAUAAUGUUGUAUUGACAUGUGUAGGAUGUUUGCAGGAUAUUCAAAUACAAGUGAACACUUCUAGUGUGAAAAAAGCAGCAAGUUUUUUUGUAAUGUUUGCAACAAUGAAAAGCACACAUCAGCUGACAAGCUGGCUGACGUUAACAACAUUUUAAGAGACUGUGAGUCGACAAUGUGAACAAUAUAGGAGUAGAAAAAUAGCAAGUAUCCUUUGUACUGUAAACAGCUUUAGUCAAAAGCGCCACUUUGAAUGAUUAAAAAGCCAUAUAAAACAUAAAAAGCAUUUAAAAUACAAAGACACAACAUCACUGUAAUUCUUUCAGCUGUGAUGGAAAUAGCAUCAGUGCUAUGAGGUAUCGGGUGUUGUUUUAGAGUCACUCUCAAGACAGGAGAGUAAGCAUUCAAUCAAAGAGCUAGUAGAGUCUUAUAUUAUAUGAAAUAAAUAAAAAUUGUUACCACAACAAAUGUUACCGUUUAUCAAGUUUUCUUAAAAAAUAUUAUAAGCCUUGGUGAAAUCGAGUAGAAUAAAGUGUCAUUGUGGUCUGGGUUAAGUUUAACACAAGAUACCUGAGAUAUCCAUGGUGAAGGUAUCAGAAUGGACAGUUUUUUGGAUGCAUCUAUGCAUUUCAAACAAGGAAACACAACAUGGGUCUCUGCAGACAUCAUUUACUGUCUCAGCUUUACAAUGGUAUCACUGAUUAGUGGGGAACUAUCGUCAUCAUCCACUGAUCAACAUUCAUUCCACUUUGGAUAAGAUCUCAUACUACUCAGUGACUAAAACCUUCCUGUGUCCCACUGGAAUAAAAAAAUCCCAACGUUUCCAUGUCAAUAUAUUGUAAGUAAUAAAAGUGAAAUGUGUUCAAAAGAC